CAAGAUUCUCAUAAGCAAAAACCUAAAGCUCGCUGAUGAUAUCUUGGAAAAGGUCUACCCAAAAUCUACAUUCUUGCAAGUUGAUGUCAAUUUGAUGGAAGUCACUGGUUGCUUACCAUGAGCCUCAGCCAUCAUCGAUUUGGCCUAGCCGUAUGAUUUGUUGAUCGAGCUUCAAGAGGUUGAUUAGGAUAGAAAGUCUUGGAUGGUCAUGAGUCAAGAAGAUAUCCAUUUUUGAAUUUCUCGUUCGUCAAGUGGAUUAACUUUUCAUCCAAGGGAUAAAUGCUCAUAUGUAGUCUUUUCUGGUAAACAACAUGAUGAGUAAUUCAAUCCACUUGAAAACCAUCGUUCGAUAUAUGCGCUCACAAGAAACUAAUGCUUCAAAUUCCAGAAAUCCAAUCUUAUCAAUCAGGACCACCCAUCACUCUAACUGGGUUAAUUCUGUUCUUGCCAGUCAAAUCAUCAUCAUGGGUAAAGCAACUGAUCAGAGAGACUUUACAGCAGAUACUCAAACUUCAAUUGAAGAAGAAAACGUUGAUUCCAUUCAGAUCAUCUUUGCGGCAGUAAGUUGGAAGAACUCUGUUGGAUGUGCUUAUUAUGAUACUUUGAAUGGAUCUCUUUAUUUGAUGGAAGACGCUCAAAGUAUGAGUGGUCAAGAAGACUUUCUCUCAAUGAGUAUAUUCCUUCAUAUCGGUAGUGAUGCUUUAAGAUCAUUACAAAUCUUUGAUCAAGAAGCACAUGCUAAUUUACAUUCUAACAAAACAAAAGAAGGUUUAUCUUUAUAUGGAAUCUUAAAUGAAUGUGUAACUUAUAGUGGUAGGAUGUUACUUAAGAAUUGGUUGAUUAGACCUAGUACUCAACUUGAUAUCAUUUCUGCUAGAGCAAAUGCUGUUCAAUGUUUUCUAGACUCAGAAAAUGAACAUUGUGCAGGUCGAAUGCGUCAAUACCUAAAAUCAACUGGAAAUCUGGCUCGAACGACCAUGAUUGUUUCUAGUGGAAAAGGAAGAGUAGGAGAAUGGAGAUCAGUCUUGAAUUUCAUGAGAGCCGCUGUAAAUAUUUGUGAAGAGUCAAAAUCAUUUAUAGAUUCAGAUCUCAAGAUCGGAUUAAUCUCAAGGAUCUCAAAUUCGGAUCAACAUACUUCAGAAUUAAAUGAACAAGCUAAAAAGAUUGAUCUUGUGAUUGAUUGGGAAGAAAGUAAGAUUAAUGGUGGUAGAGUUAUAGUGAAAAGUGGUAUUGAUGAUGAGCUUGAUGAGUUAAGAGAAAGUUAUGCUGGUCUGGAAAGUCAAUUAGAUCAUCUAGCUCGAAAGCUUAGUGCAGAAACUCCAUUUCUUUCUGCACCUGAUUUCUCCAUUGUCUAUUUCCCACAGAUUGGAUAUCUUUGUCGUGUACCUCGAAAUUCUGAUCAUCAAGAAGCUGAAGAACCGUUUCAUGAUGGAUGGGAAUUCCAAUUCGCAACUGAUACACAUUUACAUUACAAGAAUGAACAUAUGCGUGACUUGGAUCAUUACAUUGGAGAUCUGACAACUUCAAUCACUGUAAGGGAAAUCGAAAUUGUAACUGCACUCGAAGCUGCUCUAGCCGUCAUCUCUCCGAUUCUGUUGAAUUUGGCGAGUGACAUGGCAGAGCUUGAUUGUCUGUUAUCACUGGCGAAGAUUGCACAUCUGAGAGAAUGGGUCCGACCAGUGAUGGUGGAGGAAAAUGUGAUAGAGAUUGAGGGCGGUCGACAUCCAUUGGUCGAAGCCUGUGUGGAAAGUUUUAUAGAGAAUGAUACGUAUAUGGUUGGAGGUAAAGGAUUAAGUUCUAAAGAAGAUACAAAAAAUCAAAAAGAUCUAACACCAGAAGAAGACAUAAAUAUGAGUAUAGAAGAAGAAGAAGAAGAAACUCAAGAAAUAAGUAAAGCUCAUUCAAUGAUUGUAUUAACAGGAGCGAAUUUCUCAGGUAAAAGUGUUUAUUUGAAACAAGUAGCUAUGAUUGUGAUCUUAAGUCAGAUCGGAUCUUAUAUACCGGCUAAAAAAGCCAAGAUUGGGAUUCAUGAUGCGAUCUUUACUAGAGUUACUAGUACUGAAAGUUCUUCACGUAAUUCUUCUGCUUUUAUGAUGGAUCUUCAACAAGUUUCAUUUAUGUUGAGAAAUUGCUCACGACGUUCGCUUUUACUGUUAGAUGAGUUUGGAAAAGGGACUGAUCCAAUAGAUGGACAAGCUAUAUUUUGUAGCGUGGUAGAGCACUUGAUCAGAAGGGGAAUAGAAUGCCCGAAGACGAUUCUUAGCACCCACUUUCACGCCGUGUUUUCUAGUGGUUCAAUGCCAGUAGGACUACCGAUACAUUAUUGUCAUAUGAGUAUCAUUCUCUCUACCAACGCUCAUCAAAGUAAUUCAAAUCGAUCAAGUACCGAUUUAGAGCCUACCUAUUUAUACAAAUUAAGUCCAGGACUCGUCACUUUAUCACAUGCACUUGGUUGUGCAGCUUUGUUUGGAGCACCGAUACAUGUUAGAUUAAGAGCACAAGGCGUAAGUGAAGCAUUGAGUAAACAUGAGAUGUUGGAAUUGAUGGAUGAUGGGAUGAGUGAUGAUCAGGCUCAAGAACUUGAUAGACUUGAAGGAGUUGUUCGUAGGUUUUUGAUGACUGAUUUUGAGAAAGAGAAUCUAGAGGAUGAGAGGAUAGGUACUGAAGAUCAGGAUGAGGUGAUGAAACAUUUAAAGGAAGUUAUUUUACAAAUGGAUGAUGGAUUGAUGGAUUGAUGGAUGAAUGAAUCAUUAGUAUGAAGACUUGUGUGUCAUGAAUUACAUAUCUUUUUUUGGUGGUUUAGACUUUCUAAGGGCAUGUUCACUUAAGCAAUUUCUGGUGACAAAUCACAUUCUGCAAAAUUUGAAGUGUCUAUUUGGUGGUGCAUAUUUCAUUUU
This is a messenger RNA of Melampsora larici-populina 98AG31, 2897 nucleotides long. RefSeq lists its product as uncharacterized. Bases 312 to 2735 code for a protein of 807 amino acids. Lineage: Eukaryota; Fungi; Basidiomycota; Pucciniomycetes; Pucciniales; Melampsoraceae. Gene Ontology annotation, molecular function: ATP binding; mismatched DNA binding; ATP-dependent DNA damage sensor activity. The record is from RefSeq and is a predicted model, not a curated record. The transcript has 15 exons. Gene Ontology annotation, biological process: mismatch repair; chiasma assembly. Gene Ontology annotation, cellular component: nucleus.